AUGGGAGUCGUCCUAGGAAUGCUCAUCCUUGUCCUCGUCCUCUCCAUGAUGCAAGGAGGACUGUGCAUCUGGAAUGGAUUUUUGAUCCUGAAGAAUCAGACGGCGACAGAGAACUACGAACUUGACUCCAUUGCCUCUAAGAAUCGCAACAGCAAGAAGAAGGCAUUGCGGUGCCUUCCUCUCGGCAUCGUUAGGACAGACGGCUUGUCCAUGGGAGACCUCGGCCGGGACGCGGUCGAGCUGCAGCCUCUCAAGGAGGUGGAGGGGACGGAGCAGAGCAGCAGCCCCUUCGCACCACUCUCUCCUCGAACAGCAGACGCGCAUGUCGCAUGA
Messenger RNA from Guillardia theta CCMP2712, 333 nucleotides. RefSeq lists its product as hypothetical. Bases 1 to 333 code for a protein of 110 amino acids. The record is from RefSeq and is a predicted model, not a curated record. The transcript has 7 exons. NCBI's taxonomy places the organism in Eukaryota, Cryptophyceae, Pyrenomonadales, Geminigeraceae.